Molecule: messenger RNA, 726 nt
Organism: Peronospora belbahrii
Lineage: Eukaryota; Oomycota; Peronosporomycetes; Peronosporales; Peronosporaceae
Source: the annotation of a GenBank genome assembly
AUGGAGGACGAGCUAAUUGCCCAGCGCGAUGCAGCCAUUGCCGUGACAAAAGAGCUGCAGCGACAGUUACAGACCCACCGAGAAGAUAUGGAGAGAAAAUUUGAGCGUCGUACGCUAAAUGCAGAACGACUUCGUCUUCAUGCAGAGGAGAAAUUACGGCGCGCUGUGGAGGACCGCGACUGGAGCGAGAGUUGCUAUCAUCGACUACUGGCUCUGGCACUUUUUAUGGGCUGUGGUGGUGCUGUUAUUGGCUGGGCUGUAGGUCUAUUAGUGUUGUUGAUGGUUGGCGAGCCGCUCGUGGGGUUUCUGUUGGUGCUUCCUGGGAUGGCGUUGGGAACUUUGACGGGACUCGCGGUGGCCAAGACGAAGAUUCAGUUGGAAAACAGACGGCGAGACGCCAAAUACAGAGAAGAUAAACGCCACUCAGAUGUGGAAAUGGCUGUCAGCAGUGGAGUGGGAGAUCAGGAAUUACCGUUGGAGCCGCUCGAGGGCGUUCCUGGUAUGCAGGACGUUGCAGAGAAGAACUUGAGACAGGCUGAACGAGAAAGGAAGGAAGCUGUAGGAGAGAACGAGGUGGCACCUGGAUCUAGAUCACUGCUUGGCAUGGGCUGGAACGCGACGUGGCUUAUGCUGCGGACAUUAAAGGACAUUGGUGUGGGACUGUACUAUGGAAGAGAGGAGGAAGGGAUGUUGCACUCGCUUGAAGAUAAGAAUAAGAGGGAGUAA